Messenger RNA from Oryzias latipes (Japanese medaka), 3181 nucleotides. It is a transcript of the gene terb1, whose product is annotated as telomere repeat binding bouquet formation protein 1. Lineage: Eukaryota; Metazoa; Chordata; Actinopteri; Beloniformes; Adrianichthyidae. Gene Ontology annotation, biological process: homologous chromosome pairing at meiosis; meiotic attachment of telomere to nuclear envelope. The record is from RefSeq and is a predicted model, not a curated record.
ACACCAGGGGGAGGAGCUAACAGCCUUCCCCCGGCACGCGGGCCCUUUGUAUCAGACUUUAGCAGAAAGAGCGAAAAGACUAUUCUCUUUGGAUUUGGAACUUUGUAUGUUUUCUGGUAAUUGUGACCUUGAACAGCAAAAUUAGCUUUAAAUGUGUUUUUUUUUUUUUUUUAUAAUAGCGCUGCCUUUUACGUUCUAGGUGCAGUUUUUCUACGUAUAUAUUAUAACACGAGCCCGUUUAGUUAAUGACAACUAAUAAUUAGCCAAGGUGUAGAAAACUAGGGCUUACCAAAUUUAUUUAUUUAUUUUUUUGCUAGCCACCCGUGAAAGUAGCAUUUCUUAAUAAAAAUAAAUACCAUAACUUACUUAAACCAGUUAAAAAAGAAAAAUAUGUCAAUAUUUCUAAGGCUAGAGUAAUACGAUGCUAACCAGUUUUGCUAGCAAGGAACCCGAUCUGUUUUAAAGCAAAGACAACGGCAUAAGAUGGAAAAUACAGGAGUUUGUAGCAGCCGUAACACCACAAAAACAGAUCUGAGUUUGCUGCUUGAGUGUCUGAAGUUUCAGAUGAAGUCUCCUGACUCACAGAAACAAGCCCUUCUAACCAUUAACUCAAUCUGUGAAAACAGGGAGGAUCAUGUGGACCUCUUUAGAGAACUUGGUGGUGUGACUUUUGUGUAUAACCUCUCCAAAUCCAGUGUUGUUCAUCUAGAAGUGAAAGAGGCAGCUCUUUUUACACUUGGAACACUGGCAGAAUGUAACGUAUAUUGCAAGAACUCUUUGUGCAGAAAGGAGAUCUUUACAGAUAUUUCUGGCUGGUUGAUAAAAGAAGACCUCCCCCUGACUCAGAGGAGAGUGACUGUCUAUUUGCUGUUUGUGCUGGUAGCCAACAACAAAUCAGGACAGACUUUAGCUCAAACCACCGGUUGCCUGGAUAUUCUAUUAGACCUCUUCAGGACCACCUUCCCCCUGUCUAAAAAGAACAACCUAAGAACUCUGACUCAGACCUGUCAGCUUUGGGCAUCUGUGUCAAGUGCUCUGUGUGGAUGUGUCAACAACCCCCAGAAUGAAGAAGCUCAGCGUAUUUGUGUGGCGGCCUUUCCAACGAUCAAAACAUGGCUUCAGCAGAUUUCUCUCCCCUGCACUAAAAUUCUUCAACCCAUAUGUUCCUUCAUUUCCAUGACAGUUGCUAAUAAUUGUUGUGUUCAGGAGAGUUUCUUUGCCUCGGGGGGUUUAGAAACUCUCACUCUUCUGCUGGUUCGCCUCACCUCUGCUGCAGAUACAAGCAUGUUGUCCUGCCAGCUGGCUGUAAUUAUUGCUAAGACUCUGUCAGCUUGCAUCACUGAUAACCCUGCACUGGCCUCGGGUCUGUCUCAGUAUGGCCUGGUCUUCCAUCUUUUCUCUCUGCUGUCAAAUUCCAAAUUGGAGCCCGAGGACAGACUCUGUGUGUUACUGAACAUCGGUCAAUGCACUGCUGCCUCUGAUGAACACCAGUCUCACCUGGUUCAGUGUGGAGGGCUGCCUGUUAUUAUAACGUUACUCACUGAAGACGCAUGUGAAGAAGUUAAAAAAGCUUCUACUUUCAUUUUACAGACCUGCAAACAGGCCACCAUGCGUUUGUCAGCACAUGAUCAAAUAGGACAACAGGCUGAAGAGCCAAGUCAAACCCUGGAAGACUUCAAAAAGUCAGCCAGGGAUCUGCUGCUCAGGAUUAACCGCUUAGAGCAAAGGCAGUUAAAGGGGGAUGAGAAGGAGCAGGAAGACAUUGAUGUGUCACGUCCAGGUGAAAGUCACCGCCAGCUACAUCAGUCUGCAGGUUUUCCUCUCAAAACCAUCCAUUCACAGAAGCCUGCAUGCGUGAGCAGUGAUUGUGACGCUGGACUUCAGCCAGACAGGAGCGAGAAGGACUAUAAAAUGAAUAAUGCAACUUUGAAGACUCUUUCCCAGGAAGAGUUGACAAAAACUAGCAAAAAACCUGUGAUGUGUUCAGUGUGCAAGACUGCAGGAGUCUCACUGCCUUCUAAUGGUCGGUCACUAGAGGGUGACAGUGAGCCACAAAAUGCAAACAGUCUCAUCUUUGAACCAGUUUUAUCAAAGAAGCAGAAAAAAGGAGCUGAGAUUAAACGUACUGAUGAGUUCCAGAGCAGGGAGAUAAGGGAAGUCCAAAAACCACCAGCAGAGGAGCCUUCAUUCUUUCAAAUGCGAUGUGCAGGUUGUGUGGUACCCUUUGAAAAAGUGACAAGUCGUAACUUUGCAUCCCUUCAAAGCUUCUGCCACAGCAGCUGUGACCUGCAUCGGGUCCUCAAAGAGGCUACGGAGCGGUUCAGGAAGGCCCGUUUAAACCAAGUGUUUAUGAAAGAGCAUCAGGAUGUCCAGAACCAGCUCACAAACAGAAGUUCUGUGAGAGUUGCAGCUGCACAAUCCCCAAAAAACCCUCAGAACCGUGUUUCUUUGACUCCUUUGCACAGAGGAGAUCUAAAGAAGACUUUUGCCUUCCCCAGCAGAGCUGAUCCACGCUUGACUCCCCUCAAAAGGCUGCAUGCACCUGAAGACAGACGUCCAGUGUCACAUUUGGGCAUCACGCGUGACCACUACGCCUGAGCGCCUGUGGCGGACUAGUCCUCUCUGAAACGUGCUUUUGGCAGCAGACGAAGCAAAGAGGGAAAGAAUGUUGACCCGCAGCCAGUGUUCUCACAGCACAGCCCAGAGCUGGUUCAGAGCGCCACAGCUGUAUUAAGCUGUUUCACACUCUAAAUGGCACAGUGUGUGUGUGUGUGUGUGUGUGUGUGUGUCUGUGUGUUUGCAGUCAUCGUCUGUGAGAUACUAGGGCUCAAUUAUUAUUAUGAUGCUUUUGUUGACAAAUGUUUGUGCAGCCUCUCAUGCAGGGGAGCUGCUGUGUGCUAGAAUCUGUAGCCGUCAUGUUUUUACCUUUUAUCCAAUGUACACUUUGUAAGACUCUACUAGUUUUUGGACAUUAUUUAAGCCAUUAUUUCUGUUGCAGUUUGUGGUUUCUAUUGUUUUUAAAGUUUCCUUUUCAUGAGCUUUUCUGUCGAACACUUGUAGUCAUAUUGAUAUUUAUAGUCAUAUACAUAUUGAUGAUAUCAUUGAUAUAAAUGUAUUUCGUGUAGUUGCUGUGUGAAAUAAACGUGUUUUGUUGAUUGGAAGCCUGAAAUCAACCUUUGAA